Chiroxiphia lanceolata (lance-tailed manakin) is the source of this 712-nucleotide messenger RNA. RefSeq names its product family with sequence similarity 32 member A (gene FAM32A). The record is from RefSeq and is a predicted model, not a curated record. The coding region runs from base 16 to 537 and encodes 173 amino acids. The transcript is spliced from 5 exons. Gene Ontology annotation, cellular component: nucleolus. Lineage: Eukaryota; Metazoa; Chordata; Aves; Passeriformes; Pipridae.
UCGCGGAGGGGCAGAAUGGGCUUAUUCCCAGUUCCCCUCACGGCGGGAGCGCACGGGACUCGUUGCCCGUUCCCCGUACGGCGGGAACGCACGGGGCCCGUUCCCCGUUCCCCUCACGGAGGGAGCGCACGGGGCUCGUUGCCCGUUGUCGGUUCCCCUCACGGAGGGAGCGCACGGGGCUCGUUGCCCGUUCCCCUCUCCCCGGCCGCGCCGUUGCGGCGGUGCCGGCAGAGGGCGCGGGCGCGGCCGUUCGGCCAUGGCGGAUUACGAGGCGGUGCAGCGCGGGCCGCUGAAGCUGAAGGGCAGCGGGGGGGCCCUGGGGGCCGGCAAACGGAAGAAGAAGAAGGCGAAGGAAAAGGCCCAGAUCCUGGAGCACAUCGUGAGCAGCAAGAAGCAGGAGGAGGAGAAGAAGCGCGGGCUGGACAAGCGGACCCCGGCGCAGGUGGCCUACGAGAAGAUGCAGGAGAAGCGGCAAAUGGAGCGGAUCCUGAAAAAAGCCUCGAAAACCCACAAGCAGAGAGUGGAGGACUUCAAUAGGCACUUGGAUACUCUGACUGAGCAUUACGACAUUCCCAAAGUCAGCUGGACUAAGUGACUGGGCUGCUUGUCACGGGCUCUGGAGCAGGAGUUGUGUUUUGUUUGUAUCAAGCAAGGGUUGCCAUGUAAAUGUGUAUGUUCUCCACAUUGUCUAAUAUAUCUUCUGAGCGUUUUA